Molecule: messenger RNA, 1983 nt
Organism: Capsaspora owczarzaki ATCC 30864
Lineage: Eukaryota; Filasterea; Ministeriida; Capsasporidae
Product: papain family cysteine protease
Exons: 6
Coding region: 36-1805 (589 amino acids)
Cellular component (GO): lysosome
Molecular function (GO): cysteine-type endopeptidase activity
Source: RefSeq, a predicted model, not a curated record
UUGUUUCUUUUUUUUUUUCUUCUUCUUCUUCUUCAAUGCGUGCUUCCAUUCUGCUUGUUGCCGCUUUUGUGGCUGUUGCCGCUGCUCUGCCGAUGCAGUCGCACCCGACCUGCCGCCCUCCCAAGAACGAGUGGGCGAACGGCGAGCUCGUGCUCUCACCCCGUCCGCACGAAUACCUCAACGUUGAGGACCUCCCUGAUUCGUUCACCUGGGGCAACGUCAACGGCGUCAACUACUUGAGCGAGCGCCGCAACCAGCACGGCCCCGAGUCGUACUGCGGCAGCUGCUGGGACGUUGCCACCACCAACGCUGUUUCUGAUCGCAUUGCCAUCCUCCGCAAGAACGCCUACCCCCCGGUCGUGCUCUCGGCCCAAGUCGUGCUCAACUGCGGCUAUGGCGGCUCGUGCGGUGGCGGCUCUGCGUCCGGCGUGUACGAGGCCCUCAACAAGUACGGUCUGCCCGACGAGACCUGCCAGGCCUACGCUGGUGACAUUGCCCAAGCCUGCAAGGACGUCAACAUUUGCGAAACCUGCGGCUCGUCUGGCUGCACUGCCAUCUCCAACUUUACCAUGUACUAUGUCAGCGAGUACGGCACUGUUCGCGGCGCCGACAAGAUGAAGGCUGAGAUUUUCGCUCGUGGCCCGAUCUCGUGCGGCAUUGAUGCCACCGCUGCUCUUGAGGCCUACACUGGCGGUGUUUUCAGCGAGUUUAGCGUCCUGCCCAUCAUCAACCACGAGAUCUCGGUUGUCGGCUGGGGCACGAACGGCUCCACCUCGUACUGGAUUGUCCGCAACUCGUGGGGCUCGUUCUACGGUGAGGACGGUUUCUUCCGCAUCAAGAUGGGCGGCGACAACCUUGCCAUCGAGACCGACUGCUCGUGGGGCGUUCCCACCCUCACCAAGCCCAGCACCGCUGCUCCCAAGGUCGCUGCCCCCGUCCCCGUCCCCGCUCCCGCCGCCAAGACUCCCGCCGAGCUUGGUCUGUACCACGACCUCUCCCGCCCCGGUGUUCGCAUCGACCGCACUGCCUCGCGCCAGAUGAACAUUGUCUCGCCCCAGCCCUUCGAGUUCCUGAGCGUCGGUGACCUCCCUGCCUCGUUCGACUGGAGCAACGUCAACAACACCAACUACCUGCCCUCGCCCCGCAACCAGCACAUUCCCCAGUACUGCGGCUCUUGCUGGGCCCAUGCUACCACCUCGGCUCUUUCUGCUCGCUACUUUAUUGCCAACAAUGCUCAGGGCAUUCCGUUCAACCUCAGCCCCCAGAUCCUCAUCAACUGCGUCACUGCCAACCAAACCCAAGGCUGCAACGGUGGCGACCCGCUGGCCGCGUACGCCUGGAUUGCUGUCAACGGCAUCCACGACGACACUGGCACGUGGUACGAGGCCAAGAACCUCCCCUGCACCGACUACUACAAGUGCCACACUUGCGAGCCCUCUGGCAAGUGCAACGCUGUCCCCAACUGCCUCAACUUUGGCGUUGCCCAGUUUGGCGAGAUUGUCGGCGAGGCUGCCAUGAAGGCUGAGAUCUUUGCCCGCGGCCCCGUUGCCGUCACUAUUGCCGUCACCACCGAUCUGAUCAACUACACUGGUGGCGUCUUCCACGACACUACCGGCGCCAUCGGCGAUGACCACUCUGUCAUGCUCACUGGCUGGGGCGUUGACAACUCUGGCACUCCUUACUGGACCAUCGUCAACAGCUGGGGCACUUACUGGGGCGAGACUGGCGCUGCCCGCAUUGUUCGUGGCGUCAACAACCUCGGCAUUGAGUCGCAAGGCGCUCAGUGGGCCACUCCCCGUCUUUAAAUAGAUUGCCAUUGCUGGUCAGAAACACGGCACUUUGGCGUUGCUGUGUGUUGACUCUGUGUGAUUGCGCAGCGAGUUGUUGCAUUGUUUCUGAAAUUGUAGUAAAAAUUUGUGCUUCGAUCUGUCUUUUGUCCAUUGUCUGUUUGAUGUCGCUGCACUGAGAUAAAGUCCAGUAUCG